AUGUCCAUGUCAUUUGCCCAAACAUAUAUCUUGGCCAGUAAAGUGAGGUCCAAGCUCACCAAGGAAGCCUCUUCACCAAAAUCAAGUUUGCGCAAUUUGGUGACACAAGCAAAUAUGUUGGAUAAUUUGAUGGAUUAUAUCAGUGAAGAAACUGAGAAGCGUACCAAAAGAAACCAAGAAGAAGAAAAACAAAGAAGAGAGGUUGUAUUCAACAUUCCAGUGACCAAUAACCACAAGCCAAGAAGAAGCAGUGGCUUAGCCUCCAACACUCGUAAUACCAUUAAUGGUACUACCACAAGCACUAGCGCCGCCACAUCUGAACCAUUAUACAAGACAUCUAUCACUGAAUACGAAAUAGAUUCAGACUCAGACUCUGACUCAGAUUCUGAUGAAGACAGUGAUAGUGAUUAUGACUCAGACGACGAUGUAGAUGAUGUUUAUGACGAUGCUAUUUACGAUGACAAUGUUGCUGAGAUUCACCAACUCAGCGACGUCAUUUUCGAUACACCACAAAGCUCAAAGAACAAUUAUACCCACAUUCCACAGAUCGUUGACCAUCAAACAUUUAACACGUCCCAUACAAUGGUUGAUGAUGAAGAUACCGAGAGCGAAAGUGACUCACUGGUGUACUCUUCUGGAGACGACUCUGACGAUUAUUAUAUCUACUCUGAUCCUGAAGAAGAGAUAGAAGAACAGAAACAGAAACAGGAACAGGAACAUGAACAAGAGCAAAAUAGAGUGCCCAGAACAUUGGUGACAUCUCCCUCAUACAAACAAUUACCAACCUUGGAUUUGUCAUUGAACUCCAUUGAAGAAGAAGAGGAAGAGGAAGAGGAAGAAGACAUGGAUCUGGAUAAUUAUUCCACAGAAGAUGAGUGCCAAACGCUUAUUGUUGGUGAUGAAGAUCGAAGAAUGGAGAUGGAGAUGGAGAUGGAAAAUGAGAUUGGUCAUGUACCGGAGUUAUCAAGAACGCAUCUGUUAACUGACGACGAAGCAGAUCACUUAGUACAACAUCACCAUCAAAUCAUUUCACCUUUUGAAGAAGAAGAAGAAGAAAAAGAAGUGAAAACACUAUUACAUAAUGGAAAGACCAUGCAGCAGCAUCAACAACAUAAGCAAUACCAACAGGAGUACCACAGCCAUCACAACAGUCACAACAACCAUAUUCAAGACAAUAAAGUGGGUGUGCAAAUACAAGUUCCUGGUUUAUUCAAACAUGAUAAUAUCACCAUUGAACAGAUUUGUUGA
Lodderomyces elongisporus is the source of this 1248-nucleotide messenger RNA. RefSeq lists its product as uncharacterized. NCBI's taxonomy places the organism in Eukaryota, Fungi, Ascomycota, Pichiomycetes, Serinales, Debaryomycetaceae. Bases 1 to 1248 code for a protein of 415 amino acids. The transcript has a single exon. The record is from RefSeq and is a predicted model, not a curated record.